AUGUCCCGGUUUCCCGCCGUCGCGGGCAGGGCGCCAAGGCGGCAGGAGGAAGGUGAGAGAUCGCGAGACCUCCAGGAAGAGCGGCCUUCGGCAGGUUCCGUCGCGGAUAGAGAAGAGAAAGGAUGCACAUCGCAGGAGGGAGGAACUACUCCAACUUUUCCCAUUCAGAAACAAAGAAAAAAGCUUAUUCAAGCUGUGAGGGACAAUUCAUUCCUUAUUGUUACUGGAAAUACAGGAAGUGGUAAAACAACUCAACUCCCAAAAUAUCUAUACGAAGCAGGGUUUUCACAACAUGGUAUGAUUGGUGUGACCCAACCACGAAAAGUAGCUGCCAUAUCUGUUGCUCAGAGGGUUGCUGAAGAAAUGAAAUGCACAUUGGGAUCCAAAGUAGGAUACCAAGUUCGUUUUGAUGAUUGCAGCUCCAAGGAAACAGCAAUCAAAUACAUGACUGAUGGAUGUUUACUGAAACAUAUUUUGGGAGAUCCGAAUCUUACCAAGUUCAGUGUCAUUAUUUUGGAUGAAGCCCAUGAGAGAACUCUAACUACAGACAUCUUAUUUGGUUUAUUGAAGAAGCUAUUUCAGGAGAAGUCUCCUAACAGAAAGGAGCAUUUAAAGGUCGUAGUGAUGUCAGCAACAAUGGAAUUAGCCAAGCUCUCUGCGUUCUUUGGAAAUUGUCCAAUAUUUGAUAUACCUGGAAGGCUUUAUCCAGUCAGAGAAAAAUUCUGCAAUUUGAUUGGUCCACGAGAUAGAGAAAAUACUGCAUACAUUCAAGCGAUUGUGAAAGUGACCAUGGAUAUCCAUUUGAAUGAAAUGGCUGGAGACAUCUUGGUUUUUCUGACUGGUCAGUUUGAAAUCGAAAAAAGUUGUGAGUUACUUUUUCAGAUGGCAGAAUCUGUUGAUUAUGAUUAUGAUGUCCAAGAUACCACUCUAGAUGGCUUGUUAAUAUUGCCCUGUUAUGGAUCUAUGACAACAGAUCAACAGAGAAGAAUAUUUUUGCCACCUCCACCUGGAAUUAGAAAAUGUGUCAUAUCCACCAAUAUUUCUGCAACAUCUUUGACAAUAGACGGGAUCAGAUACGUGGUAGACGGUGGCUUUGUGAAGCAGUUAAAUCACAACCCCAGGUUAGGAUUGGACAUCCUAGAGGUGGUUCCAAUUUCGAAGAGUGAGGCAUUGCAGCGAAGUGGCCGAGCUGGCAGGACUUCAUCAGGAAAAUGCUUUCGGAUCUAUAGUAAAGAUUUUUGGAACCAGUGUAUGCCUGACCAUGUGAUACCUGAGAUUAAGAGAACUAGUUUGACAUCUGUAGUUCUGACCUUAAAGUGCCUUGCCAUACAUGAUGUAAUAAGGUUCCCCUAUUUGGAUCCACCUAAUGAAAGACUUAUUUUGGAAGCUCUUAAACAACUUUACCAGUGUGAUGCUAUUGACAGGAGUGGCCAUGUGACCAGAUUGGGUUUGUCUAUGGUAGAAUUUCCUCUCCCUCCCCAUCUGACAUGUGCGGUAAUAAAGGCUGCUUCUCUCGACUGUGAAGAUCUACUGCUUCCAAUAGCAGCAAUGUUGUCUGUAGAAAAUGUCUUCAUUAGACCUGUUGAUCCAGAGUACCAGAAGGAAGCAGAGCAGAGACACCGAGAGUUGGCAGCUAAAGCUGGAGGAUUUAAUGACUUUGCAACUUUAGCCGUCAUCUUUGAACAGUGCAAAUCAAGUGGCGCUCCAGCUUCAUGGUGCCAGAAACAUUGGAUUCAUUGGAGGUGCUUAUUUUCUGCAUUUCGUGUUGAAGCUCAACUUAGAGAACUGAUCAGGAAGCUUAAACAGCAAAGUGAUUUCCCAAGAGAGACCUUUGAAGGCCCUAAACAUGAAGUCCUGCGAAGAUGUCUUUGUGCAGGUUAUUUCAAAAACGUAGCGAGAAGGUCUGUUGGGAGAACAUUUUGCACAAUGGAUGGGCGCGGAAGCCCAGUUCAUAUUCAUCCUUCCUCAGCACUUCAUGAACAGGAAACGAAACUUGAAUGGAUCAUUUUUCAUGAGGUAUUAGUUACCACCAAAGUCUAUGCAAGAAUUGUGUGUCCAAUCCGUUAUGAAUGGGUGAGAGACUUGCUACCCAAGUUGCAUGAAUUGAAUGCACAUGAUUUGAGCAGUGUGGCCCGCCGUGAAGUGAGAGAAGAUGCGCGAAGGAGGUGGACCAAUAAGGAAAAUGUAAAGCACCGAAAGGAUGGAAUAUCCAAAGAAGUCCUAAAGAAAAUGCAAAGAAGAAAUGAUGAUAAAUCCAUAUCAGACGCACGUGCUCGUUUCCUUGAGCGGAAGCAGCAGAGGUCCCAAGAUCACAGUGACACACUGAAGGAAACCGGCUAAGCAGUGAACCCUCCAAUUCAGGAAGUAGGAAAAACAGCCAGAAAAUGUGUUUCUACUUUGCCGUUUAUGUCAGACAGCACUACCAAGAGGAAGUGGUCAGCAGCUGUUUUUAAGCAUAAUAGUUAAAAGCAAAUCAGAGCUCAUCGGUACCAAUAAAUGGAAGUUUCAAAGAAAAAAAUUGAGUUGCCAUAGUCAUAGGCAAUGAUACAUGAAACCAAUGAAAGACAAUAUAUGUGGCAUUUUCCUCACUUCAGUUUUGCUGGCCUUGACUGGUAUCAAAUGCUGUCAGUGAGAUAUUUUCAAAGAACAUUGAAUUGUAUUUAAUCAGUAUGUAUUCCAUUUGCAUUGAAGCAUUAAAAGUUAUUUUCCUUAAAUCUCUUUAAGGCCUUCUUGUUGCUAAUAGAGUAGUAUUUUAUCAGGUUAUCAGGUUUGUGACCAUUUCCUUCAGAAGGCUAAACAUAAGAGGUUUUUACUCAGCAAUACUUAUACAUCUAACUGUUUAAUUGCUACAGAGCUUUAUAGAUAUUUAGAGAAAAUACUUAAUUAGUAAAUAAGAAAAUUGCCUAUGGCAAGAUUCUUUGUUGAAUUAAUAUUAAUCCUUAAGUUGACUUUUCUGGAAUUAUACAAAUUCCUUUUUAUAUAAAAGUAUAUUGUUUAAAACAGUAGCUAUAGCCAUUAACCAAAGGACAGAUGAUACAUAUAUGGUCUUUUUUUAGCUGUCCCUGCAUACUUGUAUCAGCACCACAUAUGUAAAUGUGACAGUGUUCCAAACAGCCUUCCACCUGGCCUACUGUCUUGCCUCCAGCUGCUAGGAUAGGACCAUUUAAACAUUUAUUAUGCUGAUCUUGAAACGGGAUUUUCAAAGCAGCCAACUCUACAUCAGCAGUGUUUCAGAUUGGAACCUUGAGGCUAGUUAGUAUCACACUCAGGCCACGCUCAGCACUUGUCCACUCGUUGUUUACUGCCUUGUAUUCUAGUUAUUUGUGUAUUUGUCUGUCUCCCCCACUAGAUUAUACGCUCCUUGUGGGCAGGGACUGUGUCUUUUUCAUCUUUGUAUCUUUCACGGCACCUAACACAGUGCUUUGCACAUAGUAGUCAUUCAGUGUCUGUUAAAUAAAGCUAUUAGUGUUGUUCAGAUUCAAAA
Budorcas taxicolor (takin) is the source of this 3484-nucleotide messenger RNA. It is a transcript of the gene DHX40, whose product is annotated as DEAH-box helicase 40. Gene Ontology annotation, molecular function: RNA binding; ATP binding. The record is from RefSeq and is a predicted model, not a curated record. NCBI's taxonomy places the organism in Eukaryota, Metazoa, Chordata, Mammalia, Artiodactyla, Bovidae. Gene Ontology annotation, cellular component: intracellular anatomical structure. The transcript has 18 exons. The coding region runs from base 1 to 2340 and encodes 779 amino acids.